UUUGGUGGGAAGCGCCGCCGCGUGUGUUCUCUGGCGACAACGUCAACAUGAUGAUGCUGUGAGAAUGACCUUGUCGGAGUUCAAAGGUACCGCCUGAGAAGUUAGAAAUGGUGCAAAACACCGACAACCCCCGGGCCACCAUCAACAAGACAAUCUGCCCUCCAUCUUGUCUGACAGGCGACUGUUUGUUGUCAGCGUGCUCUUAUCUGCUCUUCUGACCCUCGAGCCGUCCUCGAGGAGGUGCCCUCCUACGUACGUGGUGAGGGUCCUUCACAGCUGGUCCGACGCCAUGUCAGGUUUUCUGACUCCUAACCUAAAACUCGCACACGCAAACACAUUUUGUGCUAACACGCUGAUUGGCAGUUGCGGACCACAGAGAGGCAGAAAGUAGUGAGAGUGGAAAGAAGACAGAUGGACACUACACAGCAGACUGACUACAAGAAGGACAUCAGCGUGUUGGGAAUGUCUUUCCUGGACGAGCCGGGCCGAGUGCAGAGGGACAAAGUCUCGAAGGGGGAGCUCAGCCCCACCAGGAGCUUCUUCCAUCGGGCGAGCAGACCAAGUAGUCCCCGCUCGGCGCCCCCCUCCAGCUCCUACUCCAGGACGAGUCCCACCUCAGCCAAGAGCAGCUUCCCUUUCCAGGCUGCGGAGUCUCCGCCCAAACCUCCUCGCAGACUGAGCUUUAGUGGGAUCUUCAAAUCAACCUCUAGGGAAUCGAACCAGCAAAUGUCGUCGUCCCCCAUCAGCAUGAAACUCUUCUCACGCAGCAAGAGGAGCAAGGCGAGAGCCUACACCAUGUCAUCCCCACCUGCCCCUUCCCAAUCUCCCCCUGCCUUCCAACUGGAGAAUUACCUGACGGAGCCGAGGCGUCCGGAGACCAGGAGGCUGCGUUCCUUCUCCUCACCCCCCGACACUGGGCAACACUUCUCUUGCCGGCUGCCACCGCCUUUUACGGUUUCACCAGCACCGCAGGUGGAGGCUGGGGGUGAGGCUGAGCGGCGCUCCCUGGGCGAUGGCGUGUGUGCCGACUCCGAGAGAGACAUCUACAUGCGCUUCAUGAAGUGUCACAAGUGUUACGACAUCAUCCCCACCAGCUCCAAACUGGUGGUCUUUGACACCACGCUACAGGUGAAGAAAGCGUUCUUUGCUCUAGUCGCUAAUGGCGUGCGUGCUGCUCCUUUGUGGGAAACUAAGAAGCAAAGUUUUGUUGGAAUGUUGACUAUCACAGACUUCAUCAACAUCUUGACCAGAUACUACAAGUCACCCAUGGUUCAGAUUUACGAGCUAGAAGAACACAAGAUCGAGACCUGGAGAGAACUUUACCUGCAGGAGACCUUCAAGCCUCUGGUCCACAUCUCACCUGAUGCCAGUAUUUUCGAGGCGGUGUCAUCGUUGAUUCGCAACAAGAUCCAUCGUCUUCCCGUCAUUGACCCUCUGAGUGGAAACGCACUCUACAUCCUGACCCACAAGAGGAUCCUCAAGUUCCUGCAGCUCUUUGUGUGUGAGAUGCCCAUGCCCGGCUUCAUGAAGAAGACGCUGGAGGAACUUCAUGUGGGAACGUACGACAACAUUGCUUUCAUCCACCCGGACACGCCCAUCAUCACCGCCCUCUCCGUUUUCACGCACCGCGGCGUCUCCGCCUUACCCGUAGUCAAUCACCAUGGACAAGUGGUGGACAUCUACUCCAAGUUUGACGUGAUUAACCUGGCGGCGGAGAAGACAUACAACGACCUGGAUGUGACCGUCACGCAGGCUUUGCGGCACAGGUCGCAGUACUUUGAAGGUGUCAUGAAGUGCAACAAAGUGGAGACCCUGGAGACCAUAGUGGACCGCAUUGUGAAAGCUGAGGUUCACAGGCUGGUCGUCGUAGAUGAAGAGUCCCGGAUCGUCGGCAUCGUCUCGUUAUCAGACAUCCUUCAGGCGCUCAUCCUCUCGCCUACUGGUGUGCUCAGGAACGAAGACACGUUUCCUUCUCACUCUGCUUUGGACUACGCAUGUGACAAGCGACAGGACCAGGAUCAAGAUAAUCGUGCUGACUGCCAGCAGGGGGAGACAGAGCGGGAGACGGAGAUGAUUGAAGGAGAAGGAUUCCAGGAAAAGAGGGAGGAGGUGAUACAAGAGGGAGGCGGCAAAGGGAACCAGGAGGAGGAGGAGAUAGAAGUUAGGGAGGAGGUGGAGGAGAAAGAAGAUGUUGUGGAGGAGGAGACAGAAGAUGUUAGGAAAGAGGGGGUGACAGAAGAAGUUGAGGACGAGGAGACAGGAAAUGUUAGGAAAGAGGGCGUGACAGAAGAAGUUGAGGACGAGGAGAUAGGAGAUGUUAGGAAAGGUGGGGGGACAGAAGAAGUUGAGGAGGAAGAGACAGGAGAUGUUAGGAAAGGGGGGGUGACAGAAAAAGUUGAGGAGGAGGAGACAGGAGGAGGAAGUGAGGAGGUAACAGAAGAAGGGGAAGGUAAAAGUGAGGUGACUGAGGCAGGAGAUGCAUGGAGCGGGGAGAAGGUGGCAGAGGGAGAAGAGGAAGUGAUGGAAGAGCAGAAAGGGGAAAGAGUAGCGGAAGAUUUGACAGAGGAGGUGACACAACAAGGAGAAGAAGGAAGGGAGGAGGAGACUGAAGAUGGAGGGAUGAGUGAGGAGAUGAACAAGAGACAAGGUGAAGAGAGGGAGGAGGAAAUGGAGGAGAGAGAAGAAAGGGAGGAAUUGACAGAAGAAGGCGACAAGCAGGAGGAAGUGAAGGACGCAGGAGAAGAAGGAGAGGAGGAGCAGGUCGUUCCAGAAGGAGGAAAAGGUAAAGGGGAGGAGGAGACAGGGCAAGAGGAGGAGUUGUGACAUCAUCAGUUGUGGUGAGCUGUGAGUGACAGGUCGGCCCGCCCUCUAGCAAUGUUGUCAGUAUGGCAGCUGGUUGAAAACAACACAGCAUAGCAGCUAAUUUGUCCCAUACAUGUAUAUUUCUAUAUAUUUUGAUAUAUAAAUGAUGUGGCACUAUCAGGAUGUUAGCAGCUAAAAGUCAGUGAUGAUCAUGUAAUGUUUUAUUUAUAUUCAUCUUGUAAUAGUAAUAUUUUCAUCGCUGUUCAACAUCAAAAGUUGUAUUGUAAGCACAUCGACACAUUCACCUUCCCUAAAGCCGCUGGCGGUCUUUUUUUUUUUAUAGCCACAAUGCAACUCCAACACAAGCAUUAGAUAAUCGCAACCAUUUAUUAUUCACAUACAAAAAGUUCAAUCAUUGUGUUCCCUUAUGUAAUGUGUGUGAGAGAUGGUUAAAACUACAUGUUGGGACUGAGUUGAUGAAGAGAAGAAGAAGUCAUCUGACAGCACACACACAUUCACGCUUAAUAGUAUUUUUUUUUCCUCUAAAAAGUACCAUUUGAAAAUAUGAAAUGACCUCUACUUUCCACAUGGAUCAUCAACAGUCCAUCAGUUCACAAACUUUACAUCAGGACGUACGCAUUGUUGAACUUUGAACUUUCCAAUUGGACCAGUAAAAUAUUUAGUUUUGGAGUCGUGCUUUCUCAGCGCCAAGAUGGCGGUGCAGGAGGCCCCUGUGAUGCGCCAAUAUUAGAUUUACAGUUUGCCGUACCUGCCUAAUGCUAACAAUGCUACAUGCUACAGGUACAUGACAGUGGGGGGAACAUUUAAUCAAACCUGGGAAAUCAGAAUCAGCUUUGUUGGCCUUGUAUGUUUUAACCUGCGUAUGUGUCAUUUUACUAUGAACAUUUUUGAAAUUAUUGCAGAUUUUGUGAUGUUUUGAACAGGAUGAUGCACAAGGGAGGAGGAGAGAAGACCGGGGUUAUAACUUUUUACAAUGUGGAUAACUUUUCAAUUAAAACAAAAAUAAAUAACACAUACAAAAUU
Nerophis ophidion (straightnose pipefish) is the source of this 3846-nucleotide messenger RNA. Its product is annotated as 5'-AMP-activated protein kinase subunit gamma-2-like. The record is from RefSeq and is a predicted model, not a curated record. The transcript has 17 exons. Bases 412 to 2823 code for a protein of 803 amino acids. Lineage: Eukaryota; Metazoa; Chordata; Actinopteri; Syngnathiformes; Syngnathidae.